AUGAAAGAAGCCACAUUGAAUACACCACCGACAUAUCCUACCGAUUUACUACAUUACUUCCAAUGGCUCGUCGGACAACUCAACAGUGCCAUGGCCGUGCGAAACUUCGAAGAUGCAGUCAUAUACGCAUCUGCUGCGGUGGAUCAUAUGUCUCACCAGCAAUUUGUUGUCUUUAACGACAUCCGCGCAUACGCUUAUGCCAAACAAGGGCUCUCGACCAGAAAUCCAUUCUUGCUAUUUGAAAUGGUACCGGGACUUUUUCAUAGUGCCUCAAAAUUGAGACGCAUUGACCUUGAUUUGGGUACCACGGCUCCCGUAUUUACAAUUGUCGACAUUCUCGAAGCAUGCAACAAUUUAACCGAGUUGGCUCUUUCAUCCGCUGUGACCAUCAAUUCGAUAGCAGGGAACUUCUCAAGAAGAUCCCGUCCUUAUCAAUUGAGCAAACUACAGCUCACGUUCAGCAAUAUCUCAGCACAGUACGUUCGGAAUUUUUUAUGCUCAUGCCCACAUUUACGACGCCUGGCCAUCAACGUUAUACCCCUUUUAUACAAGAACAUGGGGACACUCAAAGUGCUUCGCAUGGAUAUGCCGCUGUUCUCAGGAAGUCAAGCAUUGCAUGUAUCCUAUCCACAGUUCAACUUGAGCAAUCUAGACAAGUUGAGCAUUACCUUGACUUCCGAUACACAGUCGUUUAUGCUAGAUGCUAUCCGAAAUGCAUCCAAUCUGGAGAGCUUUUUCGUGGUCAACCCACCCGACACGAAUCUUUUGGUCAACACCAUUCUGACGAGGAGUCCGAGGUUUCCUCUUCGAAAAUUCGGUAUUACCUAUGAGCAAUCCUACCACGAAGCAACAGCAGCCUCUAACCUACACCAACCCAACAAUUGCGUACAACUGCUCACAUACUAUGCACAAACAUGCAGAAACUUACUGUCGUCUACGUCUCCACCUUUGCUAAAAUCUGUGUGCUUUCGCCGUUAUCCGGGAGUAACCGAUGCCACACUUGCAGCAUUGACGAAAAUUGAAACAUUACAGCACGUUGAAUUUCAGUAUUUGACCAAUGUAUCACCCUCGGGCAUUUACUCGUUUAUUACUUCCUCGGUUGUUGGCAACGGUCUGUCAAUGAUCGACCUCGUAGGACUUGAUCAAAUUACAAGCAAAAUUGCUGGAUCUCUUGGGUUGCUUAAUAAUGUGAAAAGGCAUGUGAUACCAGGUUUUCGAUUUUUAAAAGAACCUGUCAAGAAGUAA
Messenger RNA from Zychaea mexicana, 1245 nucleotides. RefSeq lists its product as uncharacterized. The coding region runs from base 1 to 1245 and encodes 414 amino acids. The record is from RefSeq and is a predicted model, not a curated record. The transcript has 4 exons. NCBI's taxonomy places the organism in Eukaryota, Fungi, Mucoromycota, Mucoromycetes, Mucorales, Lichtheimiaceae.